CCGAACCCGUCUGCAGCCCAGCGACCCCCGCCACCUCGCGUGACGGCGCAACACGGAGGCAAUCACGGCGGAUGAGAGCACCAUGCCCGCCGCCACAACCUGCCUGCUGUUCGCCUCACUGUGCGCGAGCUGCGCGGGGACAGGUUUGUGGGAGCGCGUGAGUCUGGGGGACCGGCACGCGGGGGAGCUGGUCCAGCCCAAGCGGCUCCUCCAACAGGUCCACACCGACGAGGAGCUGCUCCACAGCCGCCUGGAGACCCGGGUCAAAGCCCCCCCGGAGGAGAGGCAGCAGCCCAUCCAUCUGUCUCAGAGCAGCUUCCUGGUGGAGGCCUUCGGUGCAUCUUUCAUCCUUGACCUUGAACUCAACCACAAUCUUCUGUCUACAGACUAUGUGGAGCGGCACUUUGAAGAUGGACAGCAGUCCCAGAGUUUGGGAGGGGAGCACUGCUAUUACCACGGACGGGUGCGGGGGCUGCCGGACUCCUGGGCGGCUUUAUCUACCUGCUUCGGUUUGGAGGGGAUGUUUUCCGAUGGGAAUUUCUCUUACGGCAUCGAACCUGUUGGGAAUAGUCAGGAGAAUCAUAUCGUCUAUCGGAUACCGGACAUUGACAUCUUCCAGUUUCCUUGUCCAGGCUGCUCCGCGAACAGCACGGCGCCUGAAGGACAGUCGGAUGGUUACAGUAAAGAAGACGGGCAGAAGGAUGGAAGUGGAGAAUUCAACAACGAGGCGAAGGUUUUUCCAGGCCUGAGACGCUCAAAAAGACAAGUGAGGCGCGGACAACGAACGGUCCAGACCGAGACCAAAUACAUCGAGCUGAUGGUCGUGAACGAUUAUGAAAUGUUUGUGCGGAUAGAUCGGUCUGUUGAGAAGACGAGGAAUUUCGCCAAAUCGGUGGUGAACAUGGCUGAUUUGAUCUACAAAGAGCAGCUUAACACCCGCAUCGUCCUGGUCGCCAUGGAAACCUGGUCGUCGGAGAACAAAAUCGCCGUCGUCGAUGACACCAUGGUCACGUUGCGAGACUUCAUGAAGUACAGGAAGAGGAGCAUCAGCGACCGCUGCGAUGCCGUCCAUCUCUUCUCAGGGAGGACGUUUAAGAGCAACCGCGGCGAGGCAGCUUACAUCGGAGGCAUCUGCUCACUGACACGCGGCGGAGGCGUCAAUGAGUUUGGCAGCAGGGGCCCCAUGGCCAUCACUCUGUGUCAGAGUCUGGGGCAGAACGUCGGCAUGCUGAGGACCAAGGAGCAAAUAUCUGCAGGAAGCUGCAGGUGUCCAGACCCGUGGAUUGGCUGCAUCAUGGAAGAUACGGGCUACCACCUGCCCAAGAAGUUUUCCCGCUGCAGUAUCGAGCAGUACCUGCGUUUCCUCCAGCAGGGAGGAGGCGGCUGCCUCUUCAACAAGCCCACAAUGCUUUUGGACCCUCCGAGGUGUGGAAAUGGAUUUGUGGAGCUCGGAGAGGAAUGUGACUGCGGGUCACUUGAGGAAUGUGCUCAGAAAGGAGCCAACUGCUGUAAAAAGUGCACUCUUACCCACAAUGCUUUGUGCAGCAACGGGCUCUGCUGCAGAAACUGCAAGUAUGAGCUGAGAGGCGUGAUGUGCCGUGAAGCCGUGAACGACUGUGACAUCGCAGAGACCUGCACAGGAGACACCAGCCAGUGCCCUCACAAUGUCCACAAACUGGACGGCUACGCCUGUGCUGCAGGGCGGGGCCGCUGCUAUGAAGGCCGCUGUAAGACCAGAGACGACCAGUGCAGAACUCUGUGGGGCUUCGACUCGGCCGACAGAUUUUGCUACGAAAAGCUGAACUCUGAGGGAACAGAGAAAGGGAACUGCGGUCCAGACCCCAGUGGUCAGGGAUGGGUUCAGUGCAACAAGCAGGAUGUUCUCUGUGGGUUGCUGCUUUGCACGAACUUGACAGCCCAGCCGAGGUUUGGAGAACUGCGAGGGCGACUGACCAGUCUGACUGUCCACCAUCAGAACAGAUACAUGGACUGCAGGGGGGGUCAUGCGUUCCUGGAUGAUGGGUCUGAUCUGGGUUACGUGGAGGACGGAACCCCGUGUGGACCCAGUAUGAUGUGUUUGGAGCGGCGCUGCCUCCCCAUCCCCACCUUCAACCUCAGCUCCUGUCCAGGCUCUUCCCCGUCCCACGUCUGCUCCCACCACGGCACCUGCAGCAACGAGGUGAAGUGCAUCUGUGAUCCAGACUACACGGGGAAGGACUGCAGUCUGUUCAACCCCAUUCCCACCCCCACGCCGGAUGACCAGGCCGAGAAGCACAAAGGUCCCAGCGGCACCAAUAUCAUCAUAGGCUCGGUUGCUGGUGCAAUUCUGGUGGCAGCAAUAAUCCUUGGAGGAACUGGAUGGGGAUUCAACCCGUCAAGGAUGUCCUCCGUGCGCGUUCUCCUCUCCCUUCUGUGCGCGUGCUCCGUCGUGGACUGCAAUCCCAGUCCCGUGGCGGGAGACGUGGUCGUGGACAGAUACUUUAUUCCUAAAGAAUGCGGCCGGGAUGCAAAAGACGGAGACUUUGUGCGCUACCAUUAUAACGCCACUUUCCUGGACGGGAAGGCCUUUGAUUCCAGCUACGAGCGUGGAGCCGCUAAGGUGGGCCUGAUCGGGGAGGGCCGCCUCCUCGUCGGCGUGGAUAAAGGGCUGCAGGGGAUGUGCGUGAACGAGCGCCGGAGGAUCACCGUCCCGCCACACCUGGCCUACGGGAGCACCGGCGCAGGUGAUGUGGUUCCUCCCGACGCCACGCUGGUGUUUGACAUCCACCUGUUGGAUUUGUGGAACAAAGCCGAUCUGGUUGUCACCACGACGGUCGUCACUCCUAGAGACUGCAAGCGAUCGGUGAUGCGCACAGAUUUUGUGCGGUACCACUUUAACGGCACGCUGCUGGACGGCACCGUCUUUGAUUCCAGCUACGUCAAGAAGCAGACGCAGAACUCUCUGGUCGGCGAGGGCUGGCUCAUAAAGGGCAUGGACGAGGGCCUGCUGGGCAUGUGCGUGGGGGAGAUCCGGCACAUCGUCGUCCCGCCGUUCAAAGCUUACGGAGAGAAGGGAUCAGGAAAGGAAAUCCCCCCCCAGGCGACUCUGGUGUUUGACGUUCUGUUAGUGGACAUUCACAACCCGAAGGAUAACAUCACGGUGGAGAACCAGGUGGUGCCAGAGUCGUGCUCUCGCCGGUCCGUGGUCGGAGACUACAUCCGGUACCACUACAACGGGACUUUCCUGAAUGGACUGACCUUUGACACCAGCUACCAGAGGAACAGCACCUACAACACCUACAUCGGGAUGGGGUAUGUGAUCCCGGGUAUGGACCAGGGCCUGCAGGGAGUCUGUGUUGGGGAGAAGAGGAGAGUCAUCAUCCCUCCACACCUGGGUUACGGAGACCAAGGAGCUGGUGAUGUGAUCCCCCCGUCUGCUGUUCUCGUCUUCGAUGUCGACGUCAUCGACUUCCACAACCCCAGUGAUAAGGUGGAGAUCCAGACCCUCCACAAACCUGAGGUCUGCAACGAGACCUCUGCAGAGAAUGACCUGGUCCACUAUCACUACAACUGCAGCCUGAUGGACGGCACGCUGCUCUUUUCCUCACACGACUUUGAGAACCUUCAGGAUGCAGUUCUCGGAGCGGACAAGGUGAUCGACGGACUGGACGAGGGUUUGCGGGGCAUGUGCGUGGGCGAGAGGAGGCUGAUCACAGUGCCGCCUCACCUCGGACACGGAGAGAGGGGAGCCUCCGGCGUCCCGAGCAGUGCCGUGCUGGUGUUUGAUGUGGAGCUAGUGAGCCUCGAGAAGGGAGUGCCCCCCGGUUACCUGUUCGUGUGGCUGCACGGCCCACCUGAAGACCUCUUUAGCGCCCUGGACAUGAACAAGAAUGGGGAGGUGCCACAGGAGGAGUUUGCAGAGUUCAUCAAGCUGCAGGUGGACGAGGGCAAAGGCCGCAUCAAGCCUGGACUGACCAUGGAGCAGGUGGUGGCCGACAUGUUCCAAAACCAGGACCGCAACAAGGACGGCGUGAUCACGGCCAGCGAACUCAAACUCAAGGUCGACGAGGACAAGGAGCGGGAGGAGGCGAAGCACGAGGAGCUGUGACGAGCGUCCGGCCGCUUUAGCUCUCUCUCAGGGAUCAAACCUUCAACAGAAAAACCAGACACUCUCCUCCAUCCACUUUAUUGUCCUGCGGUCCACAUCUUGUGAAUCCAUAAAAGAAAAAAAGGAGUUUAAAAGAUGUACAUUUGGUAAACAAGCACCUUCAUUUGACCCUGAACGUCACAUUCAUUAAAAUGUUUGUUAAAAAGA
This is a messenger RNA of Oryzias melastigma (Indian medaka), 4294 nucleotides long. RefSeq names its product disintegrin and metalloproteinase domain-containing protein 11. The record is from RefSeq and is a predicted model, not a curated record. Gene Ontology annotation, molecular function: calcium ion binding; metalloendopeptidase activity; peptidyl-prolyl cis-trans isomerase activity. The coding region runs from base 83 to 4087 and encodes 1334 amino acids. Gene Ontology annotation, biological process: proteolysis. Lineage: Eukaryota; Metazoa; Chordata; Actinopteri; Beloniformes; Adrianichthyidae. The transcript is spliced from 34 exons.